ACACAGCGUACUCUCCUUCCACCGUCACCAUGGCCCAUUCAAGUCGCAGGGAUGUUGCCUCAGAGUCCCAGCGCUCAAACGAAUCCAUAUACACCCUCCAAACCGUUAAUUACCCUGACCAAGACGAUAGAUCCCCCCUCCUUGCUCCAGAAACUCCAAAUUAUGGCGCUACCUAUCCCCGCUCACCAUCAACAACUUCUUCCAGCAGAAUCAUCCUUAAUGCGACCCUAAAGAUGGCCUGUAUAUUCGUCGUCAGCUCCGCCUUCUUGGGAGGCGUUCUUUGGCUUGCACUACCUACCCUCGAUGAAAUCGACCGACCUCUCCUCAAGAUUCCAAAGUCAUUCGCAGAACUCCAGGCCCUCAACCAGCUUCUCAAGAAGUAUAGAGACAUCUACCCUUACCGGAUAGUUAUCUGCUAUGUGACAACUUACCUCUUUCUCCAGGCCUUUUCACUACCAGGGUCCAUGUACCUGUCCAUCCUCGGUGGCGCAGUCUGGGGCGUCGCGCGAGCCCUUCCUCUUGCAUGCUGCUGCGUCGCAACGGGCGCAACCCUCUGCUACUUCAUCUCCGCAGCUCUUGGCCCGGCUCUUCUCGCCAUUCCAAAAUGGAAAUCCCUCAUGGAGAAGUGGUCCGACAAGAUUCGAAACAACAAGGAGAACAUGAUCUCUUUCCUCAUCGUCCUGCGGAUAGCGCCCCUCCCGCCUCACUGGGUGGUCAACGUUAUUUGCCCCCACGUUGGUAUUGGUAUCGUCCCCUUCUGGAUCAGCACAGCUCUCGGUAUCCUUGGUGUAACUGUCAUUCAUACGACCAUCGGUGGCGGCCUGGACGAGAUGACAAGCGCUGAUGAUUUCCACCUGAUCAGCUGGCGCAACUUUUUCGGGCUUGCCGCAGUAGUUGUCGGCGUCAUGAUCCCCGUCGGCCUCAGGUAUUGGUUUAGAAGAGAAGUAGAGGACGUCUCCGAGGAGGAGGGUAGCGAAGAUUUGGAAGAAGACCGCAUCAUUGCCGUGGGGCCACCUCCCGCGCCCAAGUUCUCCAAUAACCGACCGCUUCUCGAACGGGACAAUACUACGACUUACAGCUCUGAAGAGGACGACGACGACGACGACGUAAUAUUGGCAACUGGCCCAGCCAUCGACAUUCCAUCCAGUAAAGAUGCCAAGCCAGAACCGCCUCUGAUCGUGUUGGACCCGUCGCCGAAAAUCCACUUUGCCCUCCGUCCACUCCACCUCGCCAGCAUUCUUUUUUGCCGACUUGUACAUUGUUCGUACUUGAUAACCGGGCUCUUUUGGAUGGAGUCGUUCCUUUACGACCUGUUACGACGUCACGCCCGCAGCACUUUUCAAUUCCAACGUGCUGGUGUUGUAAUCUUUCUCGUUGGACCGGUCCUGUGCGUUGUUCGCCAAAUCAAGAAGGCGAGGAUCCACUCUGUGAUGUCAGUCCAUAACUUCAUUCAGCUCGCUGGUGUAGUGUCAACCGGUAUGUACUCGCGUGCAAUCUCGGACUACUGCAUUCACGACCUGAAAUCACUCACUCGCUGCAACAGCAACUCGACUGCGGUUCCUUACCUUUGGGACGUGCUUGUCGGCGGAUCUUAUGCAGCACUCCCGGACGUUUGA
This is a messenger RNA of Coprinopsis cinerea okayama7#130, 1616 nucleotides long. Its product is annotated as transmembrane protein. Bases 30 to 1616 code for a protein of 528 amino acids. The transcript has 8 exons. Lineage: Eukaryota; Fungi; Basidiomycota; Agaricomycetes; Agaricales; Psathyrellaceae. Gene Ontology annotation, cellular component: endoplasmic reticulum membrane. The record is from RefSeq and is a predicted model, not a curated record.